AUGUUGACCCUUUAUGACUUUUUAUUUUCUAUUUCAGGUGUUUCAGUAGCAGUUAGUUGUUUUACUCUGGUAGCCAUUAGUUUAGAAAGAUACUUCGCUAUCUGUCGACCUCUAAAAUCACGACGAUGGCAGACCAGGACUCAUGCUUACAAGGUCAUAAUAUUGUGUUGGAUUUUGGCAUUCUUCGUGAUGUCGCCCAUAGCCGUUUACCAUCGUCUAGGAACUGCUGGUCGUGGUGUGUAUCGCUGCCGAGAAGACUGGGAUAACAAAGUAUGGGAGAAGGCGUAUACGAUGAUUUUGAAUAUGGUUUUGUUGGUCAUCCCGGUGAUUAUCAUGUCGCUAGCUUAUGGAUGGAUCUGCUACACCUUAUGGAUCGGGAUGAGAUUGGAGGAUCAAUCCAUGAAAGGUUGCAAUGGAGUCGGCAACGGACAAGGAAACAUCUCCGUCCUGAGUGACGCAGAAUAUCCAAUGAAUAUUCAGUCAUCUACUGGCGGACGACCAUUCAGACGCAUUGAAUUACAAAGAGCCUUGCGACAGAGUAACAGUAACCGCAGUCGAGCCGCAAAGAAACGCGUCAUCAAGAUGCUAUUCGCAGUGGUAUUGGAAUUUUUUAUCUGCUGGGCUCCGGCAUAUAUAGUGUACACGUGGAUGAUCUACGACAUAGACAGCGCCAGACGCCACGUUUCAAACUUAACCAAAUCGCUGAUCCAUCUCCUAUCUUACGUUUCUUCGUGUUGUAAUCCGAUCACGUACUGCUUUCUGAACAAAAACUUCCGUCAAGCGUUUAUUGCUGCGUUCCGAUGUUGUCGGAAGAAGCAUUACGUGUACGCUAGACGCAGUGAAAUGUCUUUUUCCGGAAACACUAACUCUACACGCACAAUGGGUAGUGCUUUAACAAGUUACGACAAAAUCGCCGAGUCGGACGAAUUGUCGGAGAAAAGUUUCUGA
Molecule: messenger RNA, 948 nt
Organism: Lottia gigantea (owl limpet)
Lineage: Eukaryota; Metazoa; Mollusca; Gastropoda; Lottiidae
Exons: 2
Coding region: 1-948 (315 amino acids)
Biological process (GO): neuropeptide signaling pathway
Cellular component (GO): membrane
Molecular function (GO): neuropeptide receptor activity
Source: RefSeq, a predicted model, not a curated record